CACACACACACGUUACGAGUACCUUUGAACCUUCACAUUUUUACUCCCUGAAAUUAGAUGAAUAAAGAUCAACUAAUAUACACUAUCACACUUAUGAGAGAUGAAUAAAAAUCUUUGAAUUUAUUCAGUUAUUUCUUUUUCACAUUACUAAUAAUUUAAUUUAAAUAUUUCAUUCAUACUAAUGAGAGAGACAAUAAUAAUAAUAAUAACUAAUUAAAGUUCAUCAUUUAUCAUCAAAGAUUGGUGAUUUCAGCGUACUUUGUCUGUUAACAAUACUUCAUUUAUCUUAUUUGUAUUGUCAUAAAGUUCAUUGAUAAAGUCGAAUACAAAUGUUCUAUUUUGUAUAAAAUUCAGUUUAUACAUUCACAAGUUUUAUCUGUCUAUUGUAACAAUUGAAAUAUACAAAUUAAAUGAUGAUGUAUACGUGGUAUAUCCAAGCUGUUUUAUUCACAACUAUUUUUGCUACACUCCUGCACUCGGGAUAUAGUCAAGAGGGAGAUGAUUGGAAUUACCUUGUUUUAACAUUAUCUUGGCCACCAACAUAUUGUAGCAAAGUUGAAUGUAAACUGCCACCAAGAAUGAAUGAUUUCAAUAUUCAUGGAUUAUGGCCUUCUGUUUGGCCCGGUAAACAACCAACAAAUUGUUCAGCGCAUCCAAACUUCGAUAUCGAUAAAUUGUGGGAUAUCAGGGGGCAAUUAGACUCUGAAUGGGUGAAUUUGAAGGACUAUCAAAAUCCGAUACCAUUUUGGGAACAUGAAUGGUAUAAACACGGCCAAUGUGCAACAGAAGACAGCUUAAUAUCUGAUGAACUUGGCUAUUUUAAUACAUCCUUAAUUUUAAGAGAUAAAAUCGAUUUACUGAACACACUGAAUACAUACGGAAUUCAACCAGCUAAUAAUCAGUUAUUAGGAAGAAUAGAGUUACUCAAUACACUACGCCAAGCCUACAAUGCUCGUGUUUUAGUAACCUGUCAGAAGACACCGAAAUACGAACGUAGACGUAGACAUCAUCAUAGACAUAAUCAAUUGGCACUAUUGAGUGAAGUUCGUUUUUGUUUCAAUCCACAACUUGAAUUAAUUGACUGUCCAAUGCAAGAAGAAGACAACAAUACUGAAUGUCCACUAUGGAUUGAAUUCCCUGAGUUCAAUUAACUCUGAAAGUAAAUAAAUAUUUCUAUUGAUAAUACAAAUUUCACCUAUUCAUCUUAAAGUAACACACGAAAUACAUACUUCAAAAAAAACAUCUCUAGACUUUUGAAUUUAUUCUUAGAAGUUGAUG
This is a messenger RNA of Trichobilharzia regenti, 1278 nucleotides long. The record is from the annotation of a GenBank genome assembly. Lineage: Eukaryota; Metazoa; Platyhelminthes; Trematoda; Strigeidida; Schistosomatidae.